ACAGUUAUGCUCUCAAAUCUCGCCUAAACACUUUCCCAGUCGCUCUCUGGCCGGCGACACGUAACGGUCAUAAUUCCGGUCAAUUUGUUGUCGCUCUAAAAAUUUUACUCCAUUAAAAAGCCUCUAAAAACCUCAUCAAGAUUUGGCACUCACUCGCUCUCUCUAAUUUCUCUCUUGCUCUACUCUCUCUCUCUGUGUUGCUCGGUUUCCCACUUUCCCAAUCCAAGCUGCUUGCAGGUUUAGGCGACUUGGAAGAAUGAGAUUGGGAUUGAUUUUGGGAUAUUGAAGAUGGUAGCCGCUGUGUCCACGGCGUUGAACCCGAAAACAACGGCCCGUGGUGGGCCUCUGCAAAACCCUACAAGGCCGCCUCUGUUGCCCUCCGAGCCCGACAAUGGCACCGCUCCUCACCGCAGGCCCAAAGCCCGAGAAGUUACUUCGCGCUACAUGUCCUCUUCCUCCUCCUCCUCUUCUUCUACUUCUACUUCUUCUUCUUCGGCUUCGAAUUCUAGACGAUGUCCGUCGCCGUUGGUUUCGAGGACUGCUACGAUGACUCCGAUGCCGUCGGUUUCGACGCUGGCGAAGCGGGCUCAGUCGGUGGAGCGGAAGCGGAUGGCUACUCCGCGGCCUAAUUCUCUGGAUUUGAGAGCCGGGAGCGGCAAUGGUGAAGUGUCCGCGGCUCAGAAGCUGUUGUUCACAUCGGCGAGGAGCUUGUCAGUGUCGUUUCAGGGCGAAUCGUUCUCGCUCCAGGUCAGCAAGGCCAAGCCGGCGCCGUCGCCGAGCGCGAGGAAGGGUACGCCGGAGAGGAGGAAGGCUAUGAUGCCGACGAGAGCUGCCGAUCAGACCGAGAAUUCGAGGCCGGUAACGGAUCAGCAGCGAUGGCCUGGGAGGUUAAGGCAAGCUAAUUGUAUGAGUCGGAGCUUGGAUUUCACCGACGAGAGGAAAAAGGCCGGUGGAUCCGCAGGCAGUGUGGUUAGGGCAUUGCAAAAUUCAACCGUGGACGUUAGCGCGAGACUUUGUUCGGAAUCGGAGAAGGCAGUUGAGCUAGCUGUUGAGGGCGAUUCAGGCAUCGCUGCUUCUGAUACCGAAAGCGUGUCUUCUGGUAGUACUUCUGGAGCACAGGACUGUGGUGGUGGUGGUGGUGGUGAUGGAGGAGCACAAGAGCAGCGUGGUGGACCUCGUGGGGUAGUAGUCCCGGCGAGGUUUUGGCAAGAGACUAACAACCGGUUGCGGCGUCAACCGGAGCCCUGCUGGCCAUCAACAGCGAAGACCGUUGGCACCAAAACCAUGGCCCCUCCUCCACCAAAGCUUAUUGCGCCCAAGAAGUUGUCCAUAGAUAGUCCAGUAUCUUCCCCCCGAGGGGUUGGAAAUAGCAGGGGACAGUUGUCUCCUGUUCGAGGGGCGGCUCGGCCAGCCUCGCCGAGUAAGCUUGGAGCGUCGUGCUUGUCGCCGUUGAGGGGAACAAGCCCGUCUCGAAUGCGGAAUGGGGUGGCUAGUACACCGAAUAGUAAUUUGAGCAACACACCGUCGAUUUUAAGUUUUGCUGUUGAUGUUCGGAGAGGGAGGAUUGGGGACAACCGGAUGGUUGAUGCGCAUGUGUUGAGGAUCUUGCAUAACCGUUUCUUGCAAUGGCGUUUUGUGAAUGCUAGAGCAGGUGCUGCCCUCUCUGCGCAGAGGUCGAAUGCAGAGAGAAGCCUUUAUAAUGCACGAGUAACUACCUUAAAACUACGGGAAUCUGUUAGAGCCAAGAGAACUGAGUUACAACUGCUGAAGCAAAAUUUGAAGCUAAAUUCCAUCCUAAAGGGGCAAAUGGCAUAUUUGGAAGACUGGGCUCUUGUGGACCAGGAUUACUGCAGUUCUCUGUCAGGGGCUACUGAAGCUUUGAAGGCUAGCACUCUCCGCCUUCCAGUUGUUGGUGGGGCAAAGGCUGAUGUCCAAAAUGUGAAGGAUGCUAUUUGUUCAGCUCUUGAUGUUAUGCAGGCCAUGGCAUCCUCAAUCUGUUUAUUGUUAUCAAAGGUUGGGGAUGCUAACUCUUUGGUUGCUGAACUUGCAAAUGUAAGUGCCAAAGAGCGAGCUUUGCUUUAUCAGUGCAAGGAUCUGCUGUCAACAAUUGCAGCCACGCAGGUGACGGAAUGUAGCCUGAGAACACAUAUUGUACAACUAAAGCGUGUACCUCCUAACCUGACAAUGAAUGUAUAAAGCUCUUAUCAUUUGACUUGCCUACCUUUAAAUUGCUAACAUCACAUCAAAUCACACCUUUUUUCCUUGGAUCCUUGGAAUCGGAGGCAAUAAGAGAGUUAUGUUUGGUUGUGGCAUAAAAGAGUGCUGAUCUUGGCCCUUGUUGGUACAUAAAAUUUAGCGGUAUGAUGGUAUUUCCUAUGAAUAGAUGGAAAUGGACGUUACUUAUAAUAUCGAAAUUAGAUUGCAUACAUGUAUUUUCUUAUAGGCCUGAGGAAUGUAUAUGUAAAUAUGUGUAAUGAUGGUUCGGGUUUUCUUAAUUCAAUAGUGUUCUCUUAAA
This is a messenger RNA of Corylus avellana, 2515 nucleotides long. Its product is annotated as QWRF motif-containing protein 2. Gene Ontology annotation, molecular function: microtubule binding. Gene Ontology annotation, cellular component: cytoplasm; nuclear microtubule. NCBI's taxonomy places the organism in Eukaryota, Viridiplantae, Streptophyta, Magnoliopsida, Fagales, Betulaceae. The record is from RefSeq and is a predicted model, not a curated record. Gene Ontology annotation, biological process: spindle assembly.